Molecule: messenger RNA, 10130 nt
Organism: Patella vulgata (common limpet)
Lineage: Eukaryota; Metazoa; Mollusca; Gastropoda; Patellidae
Product: NEDD4-binding protein 1
Exons: 6
Coding region: 93-2576 (827 amino acids)
Cellular component (GO): nucleus; cytoplasmic ribonucleoprotein granule
Molecular function (GO): mRNA binding; RNA endonuclease activity
Source: RefSeq, a predicted model, not a curated record
AAAUCCCUCUUUGGACUUUAUAUUAUGAAAAUUUUAACAGUCACUUUUGUAUUAUGUCAUCAAGUUUCCUGGAUCAAUAGAUUUCUGUAGAAAUGGCUACUUCGUCCAAAACGCAGACGAGAAUACAUUUUGCUGUUGAUAAAACUAAACUAGAUCUUGUAAACAAAUUAAAAUCGAAAAUAGAAGACAUUUUUGAUGUGGAACUUGGAUGCGAAGAAAACACAAAGAACUUUGAUAACCUGUGGAUAUUUGUGAAAGGAACCAAUUGUGAUUGUCAGAACACCAAGGAGUAUGUAAUUGGUUUAUGUUCACCAGAAGAUAAAGUGAAAGUAAAAUGUCCAUAUGAAGAUGAACGUCUGAGAUUUGAAAUCUUUAUAGGAAUAGAAAAAAACACCAGAGCAGUCAUUCAGAUUUGUGAGAAUGAUAUCAUAGAAAUAUCUGGUUCCGUUUUAGCCGUUACUCUGGCUGUAUCGUCUCUUGAGGAGUUACUAGGACCAGAAUCUGUCCAAGUCAAAGAGAGCGGAAAGACCGGUGGAAAGGACAGGCUUGAUCAUGUUCUUAGAGAAACGAUAUCCCAUAACAAAGACUGUAAUAUUGACGACUAUGAGGUAGAGUCUAUACCAAGUAACGUAAAAAGGGCAAUGAUAGACAGCAUGAUACUCGACACUACAUUGGAUCAAAUCCACGAUUCAGAUUUAUUUGAAGAUGGUGCAACUGGUGGUAAAACGAACGUAAAAACAUCUUACGCAAAAGGUUUAAAUCCAGCUGCAGAAAAUGCUACUCCAGAAACAUCCAAUGAGGAUCGACAUGUCAUUUUGUCGUCGAAUGGUGAGCAAGUAAUAAGAAAACAGGGUACUGGUGAUAACUUUGCAGAGGUUUGUGAAAUAGCGGCUUCAGUGGGAUAUUCGAGGAUAGAAAUAGAGGAAGGUUUACUCUAUGUUAAAAAUUCAACCAAACCAACAGAAUUUCUGUCUAUGUUAAAAGAAAUAAGACAACAAAAAAAGAACCUCGGGUUGAUCGUAGAUGAUAACAACCAACCUGAUGAUAGAGUAGAAGAUAUUCUAAAUUAUUCUUAUGAACCUGGACAAGAAUCUGUUAUUGAAUGUAUGGAGAGUAGCGAUGAUAAUGAUGUUAUAUACGUAGGGGUAACUCCACCCAAACCAGCAGAGGAAAAUGCUCAAGCUAAGCAAACAGUAGCGGCCAAGGCUGAAGACGAUCAGCUUCAAUUAAAAUUACAAUAUGAAGAACAGCAAAAACAAGCAUCCAAAUGUGAAAGGAGCGAACGUAAUGAUGAUAGUGAACAAACACAUGUUAUGAGUGUUUGGAAUGGUGAUCAAUCUUCAUCCAAAAAGUCCCAUACAUCAAAUGAGACAUCUUUUGUGAAAGAGUCCACUAGUACAAGAAAUGAACCCAACAGAAGUCGGGUUUUAAAUACCCAUAUUGAGAAUCGUCAAAAUGUUAGUAGACAAAAGCCAAAUCGAUUUGCUGUCGACACAAAAUCUGUUCCCCAACCAUCAAAUGAUAGAAUUCCACAAAAUUUUGCAGCAAAAGCUGUUCAGCCACCUAACAUUCCACUUCCAGGGCCUUUAAUAGAAACACUUGCAGAGAAUCGACCAAAAAAAUGCGGAGAUCCACGCUAUGUAGUGGUAGAUGGCAGUAAUGUAGCAAGAGGGCAUGGUAAUGGAGUUAUUUUCUCUUGUCUGGGCAUAAAACUGUGUGUAGAUUACUUUCUGAAGCGAGGUCAUAAAAAGAUAACAGUGUUUGUACCUGGUUGGAGACAGAAGAGGGGGACAUACCAGAAUCCGAUUAAAGAUCAAGAAAUAUUAUUAGACUUGAAGAAAGAUGGGUAUUUGGCGUUUACACCUCACAGACAAUUACCUAGUGGUCAAAAAGUUGCCAGUUAUGACGACAGGUUUAUUUUAGAAUUGGCUGAUAAAGAAGAUGGGGUUAUUGUGUCUAAUGACCAGUAUCGAGAUUUUUUUAAUGACAAAGCAAGUUACAGAAAAAUAUUGGAAGAAAGAUGCAUACCUUUUGUAUUUGUGGGUGAUAAUUUUAUGCCACCAGAGGAUCCUUAUGGACAAAAUGGCCCAAUGCUAGAUGAUAUUUUAAUCAAACCAGAGAAACGUAGAGUAGAUUAUGCUCAUCAUCAGUCUCAUCAACAACAGAAUUAUUAUCAACAACAACAACAACGCCCAGAAUAUAACAUGUAUCCACAACAACAAAAUUAUCAGUUUGGACAAGAUAAUUAUCAACAACACGCAUUAGGAGGCUAUUUUAGACGCGAUAAUGCUAGAAGUCAGACUGAAAGAAUUCAAAGACCGGUUAACCAUAACGCAGAUCGAAGACCUAACUAUUCAGCGCCUUUGUUCCGACAGAAAGCUGCAGAUGUUACCGAUGGUGUGAAUAAACCAUAUUUGCGCUCCAAUACGGAAACAACUGAACUUAUUCUUCGGUUAAAAGAUAUUUUCUCAGAAAAAGAACAGGAAGAAAAGAUAAAUGACGUUUUAAAGAAUCAUCCAGCAGAAAAAGACUUUAAUAAACUAACUAAUUAUUGUCUCAAUGCCAUGGUUAUGUAGUUACAAACACCAGAUUUUCUUGAUUAUUUUAGCUCAAAGGUUGCGGAAACCUCCAGAUUUUUAUAAAAAUUAUUUAUAAUUUUACAGCUGAUUAUAAUAUCCCUUCAUAAAUAAAGACUUAUUAUGCACAGCAAUCAUUUAGAUACUUUGAGACUACAUCAAUCUAGUCGUUCGGAUGCCCAGGUUAGGUGCAGAAGAGUAGGACGUUAAACCCCAUUUCAUUUCAUUUCAUUUCACUACAUCAAUCUAAUUAAAACACACAUCCUAUUUCGUUUCGUUUUUUAUAGUUCAAAAUUUUGUUUUACUUGUGUUUACUACACUAGGAUCUGGAAGAGCUGUUAUAUAAUGCACGUUUUAGUUGAAGUUAGGGAUUUGCCAAUGAAACAGUCUGUUAUGGCGAGUUCUUGGCUAAACCACUAGAAACUUCAAUGCUGAUUGUUUAAUCAAUGUCUGAUGUCAUAUGGUGAAAAGUCACUCUUAUGACACCUGACACGCGACUUCCACUCAACCGGUCAGAUCUUCAUGUAGUAGAGGCCAUCGGAAGUAUAAAAAAAACCCAAAAAACGAGACAAAAUAUAUAUCUGUAUUUUAAUCAGAUUGAGACCGUUAUCACUUGCAUCAAAACGAAUAACCAGCGACUCGCAGAACUAGGUUGGUGGAUUGAACGACACCGCAGGUAGAAAAUGAUAAAAUUAAUUAUCGAUUAUUUAAUAUAGAUAGUUUCCCAGUUAACAUUGAUCAUUAGAUUUACGUAAAGUUUACGUCAUUUUGCAUCCAAACGAAUAACCCGCAGAACUAGUUUGGUGGAUUGAAAGACACCACAGUUGAAAAUGAUAAAAUUAAUUAUCGGUUAUUUUAUGUCAACAAUUUCUUACUACAUUUGUGCAGAUAGGGGCCCAGUUAACAUUGAUUGUUAGAUUUAAGUAAAGUUUACGUCAUUUUGCAUCCAAACAAAUAACCCGCAGAACUAGUUUGGUGGAUUGAACGACACCACAGGUAGAAAAUGAUAAAAUUAAUUAUCGGUUAUUUUAAGUCAACAAUUUCUUACUACAUUUGUGCAGAUAGGGGCCCAGUUAACAUUGAUUGUUAGAUUUACGUAAAGUUUACGUCAUUUUGCAUCCAAACAAAUAACCCGCAGAACUAGUUUGGUGGAUUGAACGACACCACAGGAAGAAAAUGAUAAAAUUAAUUAUCGGUUAUUUUAUGUCAACAAUUUCUUACUACAUUUGUGCAGAUAGGGGCCCAGUUAACAUUGAUUGUUAGAUUUAAGUAAAGUUUACGUCAUUUUGCAUCCAAACAAAUAACCUGCAGAACUAGUUUGGUGGAUUGAACGACACCACAGGUAGAAAAUGAUAAAAUUAAUUAUCGGUUAUUUAAUGUCAACAAUUUCUUACUACAUUUGUGAAGAUAGGGGCCAAUUAACAUUGAUUGUUAGAUUUACGUAAAGUUUACGUCAUUUUGGUUAACGUCCAAUAAUGGUAGAAUUUUACAGUUAAAUUUACUUGCUGUUUCGUCAGAAUGGUUAUGGUUACUUUAACAUCAGAAAAUGACGUAAAUGUAACGUAAAUUUUAUGAUGGUUUUCUAACCAAUUUUUUUCGCUUUGAAUACUUCUGGAUUAAGAUUUAUCUGCGCGGCCCUUGUUUGAAAUUUUGAGACAUUACCUUAAUUCAAUCCCUUAAUUCUAAAAUUUACCUUUCAUAAGAUGCUGCUCGUCAGUUGCACUUUUCAGACAAUUUUUUUUACGGCUUAAUCCAGUGUUGAGAUUUCGCCCGUAUAUUCCAGACAUGUCCUACACUAUUUUCCAAACAUCUCAAAACGUCUGACCCGGAAUAUGCUCAAUUAGACAUCAAGAUACGGUGAAUAAUAUUCAAAAUUCCAAAAUUAAUAUAGUGUACUGAGUGUAUAUCUACAUCUCAACCGGAUUAUCGUUGAUAAUAGGCUGGAUUUAUUUAUUAAGUGAUCAAUGUAUUUACAGUGUUACUCCAUCCAUACACCUACCUUGGCUGUAUCAUUUGUGCCUAAAAAACUAUGGCUGCAGCACACGAAAGAUGAACCUUACAUAACUUUACCACAAAAUAACUAUACAAUCUUGAAAAAGUAACAGCUAGCGCCUAGCGAAGCAAAUUUUCUGGGACUGCUGUGUUUGAAUUUGAGAACUAGACACCCUGAAUCAAAAUCAGAAUUAUAUGGUUUUAGGAAACUCUGAACUCUGGUUGGGAAUUGCAUCACCCCACACGAUGGCCAGUUAAAAAGUCCUGGUUUUCAGCGCUUCAUUUUGCGGGAUGGAUACUUUUUACAUUUUCCCUUUUAUAUCCACUAAAUUUCUAUUUUUUUCAUCAUAGUGCCUGAAAAAUUUGAUCGCCGAAAAAAAAUUGUUUUGCCCUACUCCAAGGGUUCUGUGCAAUAAUAUUAUAUAUAUAAUUAUUCAAUAUUCACCAAUUAAUAUGUCAUCUGCAGGAUUUCCGAUGGUUAAAACAUUUAUAUAUUUUCACUAGAAAUUACCAUUGAAAGAUUUCAUUGGAAUUUCUUGUAGAUAUCUUUGUAUAAAGACUGGCUUUUUAUUUGUGAUAAAAAGAAUUUGUUGUGGUGUUUUCAUUACUUUUAAUCACAUUUUCUGAGGUAAUAUUUUGUAACUUGAAUAUCUGCUUGCCGUAUUUUCAUUCAUGAUUAAAAUUGAUUUUAUAUCACAUUUUCUGAGAUAAUAUAUUGUAACUUGAAUAACUUUUAAUAUAAUUAACAUAUUUCAACGCCUUUCAUCAUAAUCUACCCGUUAUUCUAGUUUGUCCAAUUUAAAAAAAAGGUGAUGAUGUUGAUAUAAGGUGAUGAUGUUGAUAUAUAAGGGCUGUUCUGGACAGUUAUUGGUAUUUUAUUCCACGCUUAUGAACCAGUGUAAAUAAAUAUAUUCUUAUCGAUUGUGAAUAGAAUUCGUCAUAUGUUCAUACAUGUAAACUUAUAACUAAGGAUAUAGUGCCACACUUAUUUAAUAUAAAAAAUUUUGAAUAGAAUUCGUUAUGUGUCCAUACAUAUAAACUUAAAAGGAGAUAUAUAACCAAAUUAGGCUCCAUGUAUGUAUACAUAAAACUCUAAAAUUCUAAUAGAUUUCGCCAUAUGUCAAAUGUUUGCGGUACUUUGUUUUCAGGUUAUGCUUAUUACUUGUUUGUAUAUAUAAAACUCUAAACUUUGCUAUCAAUCUGAUUAAAACAUAGAUCCUAUUUCGUUUCAUUUUCUUAUAGUUCAAAAUUUCGUUUUACUUGUCUUGGCUACAAUAGGAUCUGGAAGAGUUGCUAUAUAAAUUGCGUUCUGGAUGAUGUGAGGGAUUAGCCAAUAAAACGAUCUGUAACAGCGAGUUUUUGGUUAAUCAAAUGUCUGAUGUCAUAGGGUCAAAAGCCAUCCGUGUGACCUCCUGCGUGACCUACCACUACAACCGGUCAGUGUAGGCCAUCAAAAGUAUAAAAAAAAAAACGAAACAAAAUAUAGGUCUGUAUUUUAAUCAGAUUGGUUUGCGAUAGUUUGUCGUCAGCAAUUUCUCAUAGUAUUGUUAUAUCUUCAAAACUAUUUUUAUAUAUUCAAACUCUAACAUGGAAGAAACAUUACUGAUAUAUUUUGGCAAAGUUUUGAAUUGAGAGAAUAUCCUUCGAAAUGGUGACAAAUUAAAUUAGUAAUUUUUCUUCCAUACAGUUUAUUGCACUAUCCACUUGAUAAAUGCUUCUAAAGUUUUUUUUAUUUUUUGGUAAAUAUUUUAGUGCUUUAUAAUUUAAUUUAAAUUUGACAUAAAUUUGGUGCCAUAUGUUGAUAAAGUGUACUGAUUGCUGGUGAGUAUACAUUUGCCAUUUGGCACAAAGGGCGACGAGUUUGAUUACAAAUGUAGGUUCUUUUUCCUUAUUCAAAUCAAUAACAAAAUGAAAAGCCCUGGGGAAGAACGAUCUAAGUCACUUUUUCAACGGACUCCAGUUAAUGCCGCCAUCCGGAAGCUUAUUGUAUAAGCUUUCUGUGGAACAAUCAAUUUCUGUUAAGAACAAUUGAAGUCACAUCAAACCAAGGCCCUUCUGAAAUGGCCUCCCGGACAAAUACAAGUCCAUCGUACCCUUUAUUUAACCUUAAUUUGUCUGAAAAGUUGAAGUCAGUUGUCCUGGUAAUUAUGGUUCGUAUUAAACAUCAUUUUGAAGUUGUAAUUAAAUGCACUCGUUGUUCUGUUCGCGUGAAGCAUUCUCGUCCAAAAGUCUGUUUUGGCUUUUAUGCGAAAAGACAAAAAUGUGACUUCGAUCAUUCUUUCCCUGGACUCUUCAAAUAGAUUCUGGAUCUGGAAAUAGUUGAGAUUAGCCAUUGUAACCCACAGAACUUAAACCGGCUGCUUCAAUUGUAGAGGUAAAAUGAAGGAUAAACCAAUUGAUCUCUUAGAUGUAUAUAUUAUGGUCAAUAUAUUAGUGCUAAAAACAACAUUUUCUUUGUUUUAAAAAGAAUUUAUAUUAAAUGAUUUUUUAAAAAAAAAUCAAAACUAUAUUUGUAUUCAGGAUAUCUGAAUGCGAUUGGGGAUCAGACUCAGUCUGUAUUAAACCCCUCUCCCGAAAAAUUGACUGAUGGUGGUAGGAUAAGCUUACGCUUGUAUAUAUUUGUUGUAAUAAAUUAAUAAGUCUGUAAUUCCAAUCAAUCCAUAUAGUUAGAAUAAUUUAUUGAUUUAACCAUGUUGAACCUGAAUGUGACGGUUUUGUAAUCACCAAAUCUAAUUAAAAUGUUUGUAAUGUCAAUCCUUAUUGAUUCUACCACAAUCUGGUUAAAACACAGAUCCUAUUUCGUUUUGUUUCUUGUAGUUCAAAAUUUCGUUUUACUUGUCUUUACUGCACUAGAAUCUAGAAGAGUUGUACUUGUUUUUACCCGUGUUCUGGAUAAUGUGAGGGAUUAACCAAGGAAACGGUCUGUUACGGCGAAUUCUUGCGGUCAGAACUGUGGGUAAACCACUAGAACUGUCUGAUGUCAUAGGGUUAAAAGCCACUGAUAUGAUGUCUGAUGCAUCCUCCCACUACAACAGGUCAGAUCUUCAUGUUGUGUUGGCCAUCAAAAGUAUAAAGAAACGAAAGGAAAUAUAGAUCUGUAUUUUAAUCAGAUUGAUUCUACCACACAUAGGCGUACGAGCUGGGGGGGGGGGGGCACCAAAUGCUGGUAAAAUUUGGGCACACAAUUGUACUUUGUAAAAGUUGUAUAAAAAAAAUAUUGUAUUCUUGAAUGUGUCCAAUUUAACAGCAAAUUUAUUAUUAUUAUGUAACAUACUAAGAACCAAACUACAUUUUUUGGGCACCAACCACCACCGCCCCCCCCAGUCAAAAAUUUCCCUGUACGCCUAUGCUACCACAUACUGCGGUUUGUAAUCAAAUCAUAUAUUUACUUCACACUUUUGUAAUUUUUUAGUUAUUAAGUACCCUGUAUUAUUUUAGUCAAAAGACUUUUGUCAUUAAUAUGUCAUCGGCCUUCCACUUCUCUUUGCCAGGGUUAGAUUUUAAAAUAAUUGUGGUAUGAAUGCUUCUUCGACCUGGUGCAGGGAGAUAUUUAGACAUUUAGUUUUUCCACACUGCUUGGUGGCUUUCAACCAAAUUAGUAGAUAUAUUGACUGGGAGGUGCUUAUUUAGACGAUUCCAUAGAGUUGGGUUAGGGCCAGGACAAAAUUUAAACAAUUUUUGAUUGUCAACCUGUUAAUGGAUUCCAACUAAAUUUUGUGGUUAUGUUGCUUGAUUGGUAUUUAUUUGGAUAUGUUCAAAUCAAGUUACUUGAAGCGGCAUCAUUUAAGUUCGAGAUAAAGAGCUGACUGUUCUCGCUUUAAAGAUAAUGAAAAAAGAAUAUGCUAAAAUUUCAGUCAAAUUACUUCACUCUGAGCUCAGGUAUCAGCAAUCUGAUUUAGCCUCGAUUGUCACUACUACCGUUGUUAUGAUAGUAAACAAACGCUUGAUUAUCCAUUUUUAUAGUAGACCACAAAUCUACUUAUAUCAGAGCCAUGAUCUGGUGGCAUCAAGAGUUGAUUAUGGUCUUUGGUAAGUUAAUUAAUAGUUUAUAUAUAAUUUCAGGCCUAAAGAAAGACCUGCUAUAUAUGGAGAUUUAGGUCUUGCAUAAUGCCUGUUUAAUACUCAUGGCCAUAGUUUUAGGACAGAGUUACUCUACAAAGGGAAAUUUAGAUAUACUCAACUUGCUGCUUGAAAUAUUUCAAUGUUUGCCUCCAUUGCAGGUGAUAUCGCAGACAAGUUGUCUGAUUUUAGCAUAUCCAUUGCAAGUGCAGGGUGGAAAUCCGGAGUAAACUCGUGUGGUUGAGAAGGCGCCUUGAUUUCCAAGCCGGGGAGCCACGGUGGCUAGGUGGUUAAGAUGCUGGCUCGCUAGCCUCGAGGUUGGGUGUUUGAUCCCUGCAUUGGCCAAGAGGUGCAGAACGGAGGGUCUGACAAGGAUACCUGUCUAGUCCUUCGGAUGAGACAAAAAACCGAGGUCCUGUGUAUACAUUGGAAUACACGUAAAAGAUCCCUAGGCAGUUGGAAUUCGAUAUAAGAGUAGACGAUAGUGCCGCUGCCCGGGUAAAAUUUCCCUCACAGCACACUGUAUGGUGUAUGCCCGUCUUCAUUAGCCCAGUAUAGGAGCAGAACAGUAGGACGUUAAACCCCAUUUCAUUUAUCUCCAAGCCACAUGAAUUCACACCAAGGAUUGAAACCAUGACUGAAAGCCAGAUCGGCCAGCUUGAGCACAAGGCGCGACGUUCUUGACCACUAAAACCCCCGUUUACAUUACAAAUUUUAAGUCUACCAGACUCGAUAUCAGGUAUGGCAUGUUUCGCUUUAUUGUAGUGUAAACGGGUCAAAUGUAAGCGUGCCGUGCCUGGUAAUCUGGCCCACUGAAGUGAGGUGGUCUCAGAACGGUACCAGGACCGGCUCGCUUUAAAUUUUCGUAGUGUAAACGCUAAACGGUCUGAGCACGGAUUACUGCGCAUGCGCCAAAUGAACCUUGACCUUUUUCCCGCAAACUUUGACAGCUGUCAUCAAUUCUGUCAAAUUGGCUGCUCAAACUAAAUAAACCAUCAUAAUUGUUUUCAUCUGGGUAAUUUGUAUAGGGACUGAAAUUAACUUUUCUGUGAAGAGUUCCACAUAUAUCGUGCUUGGCACGGUUCUGAGACCUGUUAUUUUAGAGUAAUCUAAACGGGUCAAUUUCUUGAAAUUUAUCGCGUCCUGGUACCGUGCCCAGAACGGCACGCUUAUCGCGGCCAUGUGUAAACGGGGCUUAAGCCAUCCCUCUCCUCCUCUAGCACAUUGAAUGUUUCCUUUUAUUGAGAACCCCAUUUGCAUAUUGUCUCAUGAAGCUACUUGUUAAACAGGUAAUCAUGUGCCGUUUUCACAAAUUCAUAAGGCAGCGCAAACAUCGGAACUGAUAGUUCACAAACAAUAUAAAUGAAGGCCCACUAUUUAGUUAAUCCAAAGAAUAGAGCCAUCUGAUGAGAUCAAAUUUAUAUGUAUAUAUAUUUCUAUAACUUGUUUGUUGUUACCCAAUAUGUAAUUAAAAUUGUUUAAAUAAAAUUGAUGUUAAAUUUU